Oikopleura dioica is the source of this 1029-nucleotide messenger RNA. NCBI's taxonomy places the organism in Eukaryota, Metazoa, Chordata, Appendicularia, Copelata, Oikopleuridae. The record is from the annotation of a GenBank genome assembly.
AUGAAGAGUUUGAUACUUUUUCUGGCCGUUAGGGAUGCCUAUCAGAUAACAGAUAAUGAUAGAUGUUCUGCAAUAAGAGACCCUCAAAACCUCAAUUCAACAAUCCGACCAGUGAAUCUCCCUCAGCAACAUGAUAACAUGGGUAGAUUCGAAUGCACCGCGCAUCGAGAUCAUUCUUGCUGCGAUGUAGAGACGAAUCGAGAAGUCUACACUCGUCCGAUCAAUAAAAUUGGAAUGUGGAGUUUUGGUCAAUGCAACGCCAACCCUUGGAAGAAUGAAGAAUGCAAUGCUGUUUCUGACACUUGCUCGGAAAUGAUGCAAUCCUUCGUUUCCGAAAUCCGCUGCUCCCCGAAUCUCUUCCCCUGGCAAAGUUCUUUUCCAGUCAAUUCAGUCAUCCUCAAUCGAGAUCCAGCUCCAACAGGCUACGAACUUGUCAAUGUCCCAAUUUGCUCCGACUGGUGCCAGGAGUUCUACGAUCACUGCAAAUACGAGCACGUCUGCCUCGAUGUCGAUCCAUUUUACUCAACGGGAGGGUCAGACCCUGAUAUUUUUCCACUUCAAGACUGGAAUUGCGUAACUGGCUCAGAAAAAUGCAAAACCUUCGAAACUGUCAUAAAAAGUGGCCGCGAUUUCUGCCAAAAUUUCUUUCCCGAACCAAACAUCAUUACGGUACAAAACGAUUUGAAUAACUGUAUCCGACCUGGCGACCAUGAUAACAAUAUGGAACUUAUGAAAAGAAAAUUAGAAAGCAUGGCUUACACAGAAAAUCUUCAUCCUGAAGAAUUUUGGCCAAACAACUGUCCUUGGUGGUUUUGGUGGCACAUUUUCCUCAUCAUCCUUGGGGUCAUCCUCGUUGUUCUCAUUUUUGCCUUCAUCAUCAUGAAAAUCACAAAACGCGGCAAAUUCGGGAGCGGAAUCCUUUUCAACCCAUCAUCAGAGCCUAAAAAGCGAUCAACAGAAGACGGAGAGCAAAAUGAUUCCUACUCCAUGUCCGACCAGAACCCACCUUCUAGUCGACUUCGACUUUAG